Messenger RNA from Aplosporella prunicola CBS 121167, 4332 nucleotides. RefSeq lists its product as uncharacterized. The coding region runs from base 1 to 4161 and encodes 1386 amino acids. The record is from RefSeq and is a predicted model, not a curated record. Gene Ontology annotation, cellular component: membrane. NCBI's taxonomy places the organism in Eukaryota, Fungi, Ascomycota, Dothideomycetes, Botryosphaeriales, Aplosporellaceae. Gene Ontology annotation, molecular function: ABC-type transporter activity; ATP binding; ATP hydrolysis activity. Gene Ontology annotation, biological process: transmembrane transport. The transcript is spliced from 3 exons.
AUGACGCAGCAGCGUCAGCCACCUAGCCCCGACGAGACGGCCUCGCGCAAUGCCGAAGCCGUCACUUCGGCCUGGGGCAAGAACGCCGUCGUCCUUUCCUACGCCGCCCCUAGCAGCAGCAGCUGGCUUCGGCGAUUGGCCGGCAAGGUCGUCGACGAUAAGUUCUUCCCACUGCUCCUCUACGCCGACCCGGAGAAGCUGGACUACAUUCUGCUGUUCGCGGGCAUCAUCGGAGCCAUCUGCUCCGGCUUUCCCUUCCCCUUCCUAGGCAUAUUGUUCGGAAAGCUGGUGGAUGACAUAAACUCGUCAGCAUGCGCCGAAGGGCCUCCUGCGAACCUGGAGUCCAUGGUCCGCAAGAAGGUCAUCGCAGUAACUUGCGUGGCUGUGGCCAACUUCUCGCUCAUCUAUCUCUACAUGGGUUGCUGGACGCUGUUUGGGGAACGCCUCGUCCGCCGUCUGCGCACGCGCUACCUCUCCGCUUUGCUGCGCCAAGAGGCAGCGUUCUUCGAUGGUCUCCCCGCGGGAGAGGUAGCGUCUCGCCUCGAUACCGACCUGCAGACCAUCCAAGCGGGUGUGUCUGAGAAGGUCGGUAUCUAUCUUGCUAGUCUGUCGUACUUCCUGGCCGCCUACGUGGUAGCUUUCAUCACGGAUGCGCGGCUCGCAAUCAUCCUGUUCGCCCUUGUGCCGACUUACUAUGUAAUGGUCAAAGUCGGCAACCACUUCACUGGCAAGUAUACGAACGCCGUGGCCGAUGCCGUGGCCGAUGCCAGCUCCAUCGCUUCAGAGUGCUUGUCCAAUAUCCAGAUCGUCCAUGCCUUUGGCCUAGAAUCUCGCCUCGAAGCUAUCUUUACCGGCCACUUGCUCAAGGCCCAGCCCGCUGCUAUUCGCAACUUCAUCACUGCCGCGUGCCAGCUGGGCUUCUUGUAUUUUGUGGCGUACUCGGCCAAUGCCGUGGCCAUUUGGCAGGGCAGCAUGCAGAUAGGAGACGCCAUCGCUCAGAAAUCCGACUUCACAAUCGGCCAUGUGUAUACUUGCAUUCUAGUGUUGAUUGAUGCCUCAUUCAUCCUUACCCAAGUCUCGCCAUUCAUGCAAAUCUUCUCCUCUGCAGCCGUUUCUGCGCAGAAGCUCUUCGACACCAUCGACCGCACGUCCGAGAUUGACGGGACCUCCGACUUCCACGGCCAGAUCCUGCCCACGUUCCGUGGGAACAUCGAGUUCAAGCAUGUUUCCUUUGUCUACCCUUCCCGCCCAGAUGCGCAGGUUCUGGACGGACUGACUUUGAGCGUCGAGGCUGGGAAAGUCACGGCCAUCGUCGGCUCCUCCGGGAGCGGCAAGUCGACGCUUGCAUCCCUGAUCCCGCGUGUCUACGACGUUACAGGCGGAGAAGUCAGUGUGGAUGGCCUCGGCGUAAAGGAGCUCAACACGCGCUACCUGCGCAGCAACAUUGCCGUCGUCGAGCAGAACCCUGCGUUGUUCGACGCGUCCAUCUUGGAGAACAUAGCGUUUGGGCUUGUCGGCUCUCCCAGACGAGACCACCUGUACCUCCAGCCGGCGCUGCUGAACGGCAGUCUCGAGGGGGCAGUGAAAGCGGCGCAGAAGGGACGCGCUCUCGACCACCCCACAGACCCUGCCGUCCAGAAGAUUAUCGCACUUGUGCAGGACGCGGCAGGCCGCGCUAGCGUGAUGGAAUUCGCGGACAGGCUUGAGCAUGGCCUAGCUACGCAAGUUGGCGUUGGUGGUCGCCAGCUGAGCGGGGGCCAGAAGCAACGCGUGGCUAUUGCCAGGGCUUUGGUGCGCGAUUCGCCGGUCUUGAUCUUGGACGAAGCCACGUCUGCGCUGGAUUCCAUCUCCGAGAAGAAGAUCCAGGCGGCGCUGGAGGAGUCGUGCAAGGGCAAGACUUUGGUGGUUAUUGCUCAUCGGUUGUCGACGAUCAAGAAUGCGGAUACCAUCAUGGCGAUGGCGAAGGGACGGGUCGUCGAGCAGGGUACUUAUAGUGAGUUGUUGGAAAAGGACGGGCUGUUUGCCUCGCUGGUCCGCUUGCAGGAUAUUGAGAAAGAAACAAACAAAGCCGCCGUGGCGGACCUUGUCGACGUGCCCUCUGGCUCGGCCGCUGGAGAUAAAUCUGACAAUGGGCCUUCGGAUAAAGAGCUGGAUGAGAAGGCUGAAAUGGGCGAUAUUGACCUUGAUUCUGAUGGCGAGGACCUCCCUCUGCUCGAGUCAGACCCGGCAUACAAGACUGAAAAGGAGGAAGAGCCCCUCCAGGCCAAACAGCACUCGUUUGUCUCGACUUUCAUCCGCGUCGUAGGGCUCGCUCGUAAGUGGCGCAUCUACAUCUGGAUUGGCAGCAUUGCGGCCAUCGUCGUCGGCGGGUCACACUCGGGCGAGGCGCUGAUAUUCGGCAACAUGAUCGGGGCGAUCAACCCAUGCCGGGAGGAGGCGUUUGUACGACGGGCCGGGAUCGUCUUCUCGCGGCUGUUCUUCCUGCUGGCGGUGGUCGAGUUCAGCGGCGCCGUGGCGCGGGGCAGCGCGUUUGGCUUUGUGGCCGAGAAGCUGGUGGUCAAGACGCGCGUGCUCACGCUGCGCAGCCUGCUGAGCCAGGACGUGGCGUGGCACGAGUCUGCGGGGCGCACGCCCGACAAGCUGCUCGGGUACUUGACGACGGACACGACAAGCCUGAGCGGCAUGACGGGCAGCGUGCUGGGCAUCUCGUUCUCCAUCAUUGUGAGCCUGGUGCUCGGCGUGACCAUCUCGCACUUUGUGGCGUGGAAGAUCGCCAUCGUGUUGCUGGCGACUGUGCCGGUGCUGCUGGCGUCCGGGUACCUGCGCCUGCGCAUGCUGGCCCGCUUCCACGAGAAGCACACAGCCGCCUUCACCCAGUCGGUCGCCGUGGCCAAGGAGGCCGUCGACUGCAUCCGCACCGUCGCCGCCUUCUCGCUCGAGGACCUCGCCCUGCACGCCUACAGACGCGCCCUGCAUGCCCCGUACGCCGCCACCCUGCGCGCCAUCACCCUCGGCAACUUCUGGCUCGCCCUCUCCUACAGCAUCAGCAACCUCGUCUACGCCCUGGCCUAUUGGUGGGGCGCGAAGCUCACGGCUAAUGCCACCUACUCGCAGACGCAGUUCUUCAUCGUCCUCCCCGCCCUGCUGUUCAGCUCGCAGGCGUGCGGCCAGUUCUUCUCCCUCGCCCCCGACAUGUCGCGCGCUGGCGUCGCCGCCCGCCGCAUCCUCGAGCUCAUCGAACAAGGCCCGAAAGGCCCUUUGCAGCCGCCGCCGCCCCCCGCGCAGCCAGACGACAGCGUCACCGCCAGUUUCAAAGCCUACGACGAGGACUCGGCCUCCGACGACGACAACGACGACGAAGAAGCCGCCCUCGGCCUGCCGCUGAAGCAGCUCCCCUCGCCCACCACCUCCCCAACCGCCCAAGGCAUAGCAAUCGCCUUCAACAACGUGCGGUUCAGCUACCCGUCGCGGCCGGGCACCGAGGCCCUCAAGGGGCUCACCCUCAACAUACGCGCAAACACGUUCGCGGCGCUGACCGGGCCCUCCGGCUCCGGCAAGUCGACGGCCUUCGCGCUCAUCGAGCGCUUCUAUGCCCCAGACUCCGGCACCGUGACGCUGGACGGGGUUAUGGCGUCCGCGUCCGCCCGCGCCGCCAUCGCGCUCGUGCCGCAGGAGUGCGCGCUGUUUGACGGGAGCGUGGCGUUCAACAUCGGGCUAGGCUCCGCUGGGAGCCAAGCCCCCACGCAAGCAGAGAUCGAAGCCGCGGCGCGGGCCGCGAACGUGCACGACGCGAUUGCGGCGCUGCCCGCGGGCUACGCGACGCGCUGCGGGGCGCGGGGCAGCCAGUUCUCUGGCGGGCAGCGGCAGCGGCUGGCGAUAGCGCGGGCGCUGGUGCGGCGGCCCCGACUGCUGCUGCUGGAUGAGCCGACGAGCGCGCUGGAUGCUGAGAGCGAGGCGGUGUGGCAGGAGACGCUGGGUCAGGUUGUUAGGGGGAGCGGCGUCACGGUCGUGGUGAUUGCGCAUCGCUUGGCGACGAUCCGCAAGGCGCACUGUAUUUUCUAUGUUGAUGGCGGGGUUUGUGUCGAUAGUGGAGGGCAUGACGAGUUGCUGCGCAGGAACGAGAUGUAUCGGCGCAGUGUGCUGCUUCAGACGCUGAGUUAGAAGGGUGCGUCGAGUCGUGGGAUGAGGUUUAGAGUUGUUGGGUUGACGGGUUUUGGAUGCUUUAUGCUGGCCUACCAUACAUAUAUAGUGUCAUGUUUUCUAGAAUGUAAGUCACCAAGACGAGCUAAGGGUUCUGCUUGCUAGUUAUAUCAGCAUGCGACCUAAUCAUCG